GACGCGCAUCCCGGCGCCGCUUCCAGCCCUAGCUGCAGUGAUUCCGCAAUGGAAUCCAACCGGGAUGAGGCGGAGCGCUGUAUCUCUUUGGCUGAAAAUGCUAUCAAGAACCAGAAGAAGGAUAAGGCGCUGCGCCUCCUUGAGAAGGCCCAGAAGAUGUUCCCCACGGAGCGAGCGCGGGAGCUGAUUGAUUCCCUUGUUCAGAACGAACAACCCAACAAUGCAGAGUCCAACAACACGGAGCCUUCAAACCCUCGUUUGCGGAAGACUGCAGCUGACUCCACACCCACUGCCAACGGAGAGGCCGGAGGGGAGACAGGCAAGAGUUACACCCCAGACCAGCUGGAUGCAGUGAAAAGAGUAAAGCAAUGUAAAGACUACUAUGAGAUUUUGGGAGUAACCAAAGAUGCAACCGAGGAAGAUCUGAAGAAAUCGUAUCGUAAAUUAGCUCUGAAAUUUCACCCGGAUAAAAAUCACGCCCCAGGAGCCACCGAAGCAUUUAAAGCUAUUGGGAGCGCAUACGCAGUGUUAAGCAAUGCAGAGAAGAGGAAGCAAUACGACCAGUAUGGAGAGGAGAAGGUCAGUGCUUCCCGACAUGGUCAUUCUGAUUAUCACAGAGGAUUUGAGGCGGACAUUUCACCUGAGGAUAUCUUCAAUAUGUUCUUUGGUGGCGGCUUCCCUUCUAGUAACGUUCAUGUAUAUAGCAACGGCAGAAUGCGCUACACAUACGCACAGAGACAGGAGAGGCGGGAGCACCAAGGAGACGGAAGCCUGGGAAUGUUUGUUCAACUGAUGCCUAUUCUGAUCCUGAUCAUUGUGUCUGCUCUGAGCCAGAUGAUGGUCUCUACACCCCCUUACAGCCUCAGCCAUAGACCGUCUGUGGGGCACGUGCACAGGAGGGUCACUGAGCUCUUGAAGGUUCCUUACUAUGUAUCCGAUAGCUUUGAGGAGGAAUACACUGGAGCGAACAUGAAGAAUGUGGAGAGGAGCGUAGAAGAGGAUUAUAUCGCCAACCUGCGCAACAACUGCUGGAAAGAGAAACAACAGAAAGAGGGGCUGUUGUACCGGGCGCGUUACUUUGGAGACUCAGAUCUAUACCAGCGAGCACAAAAGAUGGGAACUCCCAGCUGUAACAGACUGUCACAAGUCCAGGCCUCCAUGCAUGGCUAGUGUCACUCAGCACAGGUUUCCGGCAAUACCGUUAAGCCAAGAGGACUUGCUAACACCCUAACCCUUUGUUGGCAGAGGGACUUUAGCCGAGUCCUCUGACAGUUUAGGGGUUAGGUCUAACCAUGACGGAGCACUGCCCUUAUGAUGUCAUCCGGCAUUAACUGCAAUAGGACGGAUGAUGAAGCUGCUGACCCUCACUCUGUUCCCUGUGUUUUCCAUAGACGAGCCCCAUCUACUAAAUUACAGUGCGCAGAAGUCAGGAGCGACGCUGCUGCGCACGGCUGGAUCUGCCCAAACUGUGGCCUGAAUAUUUCUUCAAACUGAACUGAAAUCAGAAGACUUUAGAACAAAAAUAAAUCUAUUUAGAAUUAAUUUAUAGCUGUAUAUAUGUUGUACUUUUAAACAGAAUAAUUUGCCGAUAUUGGAGAAAAUCUAUUUAGCCGAUUUCUGCCCUACAGAAUAAGCUGUUAUGUGAAUCUUCCUCGUGUGGGGGACGGAGCGUAUCCUCGCCGUGUCUUUAUAUAUAUAUAAAUAAUUGCAUCUGACUUAAUAUAUUUAAUAAAUCUAGAGACUCUU
This is a messenger RNA of Bombina bombina (fire-bellied toad), 1746 nucleotides long. RefSeq names its product DnaJ heat shock protein family (Hsp40) member B12 (gene DNAJB12). The transcript is spliced from 9 exons. Gene Ontology annotation, biological process: cellular response to misfolded protein. The coding region runs from base 49 to 1170 and encodes 373 amino acids. The record is from RefSeq and is a predicted model, not a curated record. Lineage: Eukaryota; Metazoa; Chordata; Amphibia; Anura; Bombinatoridae. Gene Ontology annotation, molecular function: Hsp70 protein binding. Gene Ontology annotation, cellular component: endoplasmic reticulum membrane.